Mytilus trossulus (common blue mussel) is the source of this 3580-nucleotide messenger RNA. RefSeq names its product E3 ubiquitin-protein ligase MIB2-like. Lineage: Eukaryota; Metazoa; Mollusca; Bivalvia; Mytilida; Mytilidae. Gene Ontology annotation, cellular component: cytoplasm. The coding region runs from base 131 to 3121 and encodes 996 amino acids. The transcript is spliced from 19 exons. Gene Ontology annotation, biological process: protein ubiquitination. The record is from RefSeq and is a predicted model, not a curated record. Gene Ontology annotation, molecular function: protein binding; NAD+ poly-ADP-ribosyltransferase activity; ubiquitin-protein transferase activity.
UUUAUAAAUACAUAUCGACAUAUCAACCCGGAUGUUAUAUAAACGGUAAAAUAUAUGAAGACAAAGUAAAAGAAUGUGUAAGAAAUACACGACAUCAUCUAAAUGAUAUUUGACCACUUUGGCUGCAAAAAUGCGGACAAAAACGGGUUUUCGGGUCGUACGUGGACCCGAUUGGAAUAAUCAAAGACAAGAUAAUGGUGAAGGUUUUCUUGGUACUAUUGUAUAUGUGCCUAAGGAAGGGUCGGAUGAUAAGAAAGUCACGGUCAUUUGGGAUUCUGGGCGAGAGUUGAGAUACCGUGCUGGUCAACAUGGAAAAUAUGAUCUUAGAGUCUUUGAUUCGGCACCUGCAGGAGUCAUCCACAGUGGUGUUAAUUGUGAUAGCUGUAAAGAGAAGGACAUCCGUGGAGCGCGAUGGAAGUGUUGUGACUGUGGACAAUACAAUAUGUGUUCAGCAUGCUACAUAACAGACAAACAUGACACACAUCAUUCAUUUGAAAGGAUUGACUCGCCGCAGUCAUCUGCCGUUAAUGUACCACCUAGAGCAGACAGCAAGUUAUCACGGAGGACAGCACGUGGGUUAUUCUCUAAUGUACAAGUAAUGAGGGGACCACACUGGAAAUGGAAAAAUGAUGAUGGAGGCGAGUCCGGUAUAGGUGUCAUCAAAGAGAUAUGUACAUGGGGUACGAAUGGAUACCGUGGAGGCGUUAAAGUAGUAUGGAAGUCAGAUAGAUCAGUAAAGAACUACCGUGUAGGGGCUGAAGGUUGUAUUGAUGUGAUCUGUGUUGAUAAGACGGACACAAACACUGGUGGAAACUAUUACUGUGAUCAUCUACCCGUUGUCAAUGUUGUCGAUCCUGAAAAAAUUGCUUUAAAAAUUGGUGACAAAGUAACAGUAAACCUUCCACUUAAAAACUUUAUGGAGAUGCAGAAGGAUCCGAUAUACGGUGGUUGGGACGAUGGCUUGGGUCAGUGUCUUAAGGAAACGGGAACAAUAAUAAGUUUUCUGUAUGGUGGAAAGAGUGCCAGAUUACAAUAUGAAGAUAGUAGAACAUGGCUUGUGAACAGGAUGGCUCUAUUUAGAAAACACACGUUUAGUCUCGGGGAUCCUGUAAAAGUACACAAAGACUACAAAGUUGUGAAGGAGUUACAGAAAGGACACGGAGGAUGGAACGAUGAAAUGAAACAUGCACUAGGGAAGAAUGGACAUAUAGUGCGAUUGGACAAAGAAGGCGAUAUGAUGGUACAAAUAGAAAACAAAAAAUGGAUAUUCAACCCAACAUGUAUCACACCCAUUGAGGGCGAUCGUUUAACAAAGCAAGCUAUAGCUGCCUGUACAGAUAACGACAACGAUGAUUCUGAUGAUACUGAUGACAGUGAUGACGACAACUAUACAGAGGUAUCAGAAAACCUUGCCGACCUUUUCUAUGAUUUGCUACAAGAGGAACAAACAUCUGCUGACGUCAAUGUUUCACUGGUUGACGCUGCCUCAAAAGGAGAUUUGGAAACUAUUCGAAGAUUGGUCAAUCGUUAUCCUAAAAAGAUAGAUGAAACAUUCAAGGACCAAACUGCACUACAAGUUGCAUGUUACGAAGGAAAGUAUGAUACUGUGGUGUUUCUUAUACAACAUGGUGCAUCUGUAAAUCUCCAAGACAAAGCUGGGGAUACUGCACUUCAUCUGGCUGCAAAUGGAAAUGAAUCUGACAUAAUGAAACAUCUUGCUGAAAAUGGUACACAUGUCAACAUCACGAAUGCAAAACAGCAAACAGCAUUACACAUUACUGUCAACAAAAGCAACUGGAAAGGCAGUAACAUUUUGAUAGAUAAAGGGGCUGAUCCUAGUUUACAGGACGCUAAAAAGGACACAGUCAUGCACUUUGUUGUAUCGCAGAAAGAUUGCCCACAUGAUACACUCAAAUCUAUAUUUAGAUCUAAGAAGGCGAAAUUUUCAGCAGUUAAUGGAAAUGGAUAUCCUGUAUUAUGUUUCGCUGUAAUGAAGAAUAAUAAAUACGUUGUGGACCUGAUUGUCAGACUUAAUACAAAGUGCACAAGUGACAGGAUGAGCGAUGGUCGAACCGCACUUCAUCUUGCCGCUACAAACAACAAAGUAGAGAUAUCACAUUGUCUGAUUACAACCGGAAAAGCAGAUAUAAAUGUCAAGGAUAUCAAAGGAAGAACCCCUCUGAUGAAUGCAGUGUAUAGUGGUGGAACGUUAAAAUCAGUAGAACAACUAAUAAAGUUUGAGUGUUCUGUAAAUGCCCAGGACAACAGUGGAGACACAGCAUUGCAUAUUCUUCAGACACAGAAGAGUUCUAGUAUGAUGCGGAAAAGGCGAGGGGCUGAUGAUACUCAGGUACUUUGCUUCCUCCUUGAGAAUGGAGCUGACGUACUGAUACAGAAUAAGAAUGGUAAAACACCUAUUGACUUAACUAAAGAUGAAACGGAGAAACUUUUAAUAAAAACACUUGCGAAAAAAGUAGUAGAAAAGUCGUUUGCAAGAACAAAAUCAGGAUUUACUUUUCCAGCGGACUGGGAUGAUAUGGGUGGGGAAACCAUUUUGAGAGUAAAUAUAGAACCUUCAAAAACUGAUCUAAUGAAACAACAGUGGAAUGACGUGCAACAGAUGUUUGAUAACACAUUACCUCAAGCCAGAAUCGUGUCAAUACAAAGAAUCCAAAACAAAUUCAAUUGGGAAAUGUACCAAGUGAUGAAGAAGAAACUAGAAAAACAAUACGGAAUUGGUUGUGCAAAUGAACAGAAUUUGUUUCAUGGUACACUCCCUGACAAAGUAGACUUGAUUGUGGAACAGAAUUUAGAUUGUCGUUUGGCAGGCACAAGAGUUGGUACAUUAUUAGGCAAAGGAACUUAUUUUGCCAAAGAUGCCAAAUAUUCUGAUGGAUAUGCUCAAUCUGAUUCUAACGGACACAAAUUUAUGUUUGUGUAUUCAGUUUUGGCGGGUAAAACCUGUUGUGGAAGAGAUGAUUAUGUUAAACCACCACUCCAAGAUACAAACAAUCCAAAUCUUUUUUUUGAUAGCUGUGUUGAUAAUGUUACUAAGCCUAGAAUAUAUUGUAUUUUCGAUAACACACAGUAUUUUUCAAGAUAUCUAAUUGAAUACACAUAGUUUAAUUUGUUGAAUGGUUAUAUUCAAAACUUUUAUUUAUAUAUUUGAAAAAAAAAAGUUUGUUAAUAAGGCAUGAGGUACAGAUUCUCCAUUUAUUUACCUCUUUUUUUGUAUGAGAUAUUUUUUGAGUCAGAUUUUAACAUUGAAAAAAAAAAUGCUUAAAAAAAUUAUCAAUAAAGCUUUAAUGAAACCAAAUAAAGGCUAUAUGACUUUUUCUUAUACUUAUUUUACAUUAGAAUUUCUACAAGCUGAGAGUGCUUUUAUUUUUAUCAUUCCAUGUUUGAUAAACAGGAUGUCUUUUUUUAACAUUGCUUAAGGCCUGAUAUGUACAAUGGACUGUUAUACUUGGACAUUAAAUAUUGAUGAUAUCUACAAUUUGAUACAAUUUGAAAUGCAAGCAACAUGUAUUCAUAGAAAGCUUAUACUUGAAUAUACACGGGUAUAAUCAACGUGUGGUUG